AAUGAAUGUAGAGGUAUAUUCUUGUAUGUAUGUACACAAUCAGAAGCAACCUAGAGCUCUGUCGAAGGAAAUGGGAGAUGACAUGUGCAGGCUGUUAAUGCUUACUGCCUCUUUGUGUGCUUACACUAACACGGAGCACCCCGCAGCAUCAACCACAGACCCCGCAGGUAUCAACUUGUCCUUUAACAAGACCAAUGCUCGCCUUUACCAUUACUGCAGCCCCGGGAGAGUUUGGUAGGGACUGCCUUUUCUUUCGAUUUUGAACCCUUGGAUUACAGGUGCCAACUACUGAAUCCUGCAGAAGCCAGUGUGGGAUGAACAGGACGCUGCGAGCUUCUUCAGCCCACGUGCCAAGACACCACUGACGAGGUCUCGACUUCGUGCCUUGCUUAAAACCAAACUCCAAACACCCCUCAUCAACCACGUCCGCACCGCUUCGGUCACCACAUCUGGCGUCCCAACUAUUUGUCUUUCUGCAACAUAAUAACCCGGCGCCCUCCUCCAGACAGUUGCUAUCCUCAAUCUCUACAAUCCCAUCUCCCACCCUCCCGCCGACAGCGGCGCUCAUCUGCCACUACCCGCUGCCUACCAUCGCAUCACCCCCACGGGCGGGCCAAAACAACAUCUCUCCUUCCCCCCGACCCCCCUCCUCACAAACCAAACCUACUCCCGAACGACCUCAACCCCGCCUCGGUGGUAGCCCCUCGCCCACCAUGUCCAACACCGACUUCCUCGACCGCGCCAUCAAACAAGUCCGCACCGCCAUCGACGCCGACAACGCAGCCCAAUAUGAAAAAGCCUACCAGCUCUACUACGCCUCCCUCGAGCUCUUCAUGCUGGCCCUCAAGUGGGAAAAGAACCCAAAGUCCAAAGACAUGAUCCGCGCCAAAACAGCUGAGUACAUGGACCGCGCCGAAAAGCUCAAAGCCCACCUCGCCGACGCCGAGUCCAAGAAGAAAAAACCCGGCCUCGUCGGCGCGAACGGCUCCUCCACCGCCGGGACGGCAAAAGGGAAGGAGGCGGGGGAGGAUGGUGCGCCUGAACUAGAUGAGGAUAGCAAGAAGCUGAGGUCGGCGCUGGCAGGCGCCAUCUUGCAGGAGAGACCUAAUGUCAGCUGGGAUGACGUUGCUGGGUUGGAGCAGGCGAAGGAGGCGUUGAAGGAGGCGGUUUUGUUGCCGAUCAAGUUUCCUCAUUUGUUUCAGGGGAAGAGGCAGCCUUGGAAGGGGAUUUUGCUCUAUGGGCCGCCGGGGACGGGAAAGAGUUAUUUGGCCAAGGCGGUGGCUACCGAGGCGAAGAGUACGUUUUUUAGUAUUAGCAGUUCUGAUUUGGUGAGUAAGUGGAUGGGUGAGAGUGAGAGGUUAGUCAAGCAACUGUUCGCCAUGGCCCGCGAGAACAAACCAUCCAUCAUCUUCAUUGACGAAAUCGACGCCCUCUGCGGCCCCCGCGGCGAAGGCGAGUCGGAAGCCUCCCGGAGAAUAAAAACGGAGAUGCUCGUCCAGAUGGACGGUGUAGGCAAAGACAGCAAGGGGGUUCUCAUCCUCGGCGCGACCAAUAUCCCUUGGCAACUCGACGCUGCUAUCCGCCGUCGUUUCCAGAGACGAGUCCACAUCAGUCUACCAGAUCUGGCCGCGAGGACAAAAAUGUUUAGCAUUGCCAUUGGGGACACAAAGACGGCGCUCAAACCCGAAGAUUUUAGAGAGCUGGCGAGGGCGUCGGAGGGUUACUCGGGUUCCGACAUCAGCAUCGUUGUUCAAGACGCGCUGAUGCAGCCGGUCAGAAAGAUUCAGCAGGCGACGCACUUCAAGAAGGUGAUGGUGGACGGCAAGAAGAGGAUGACGCCCUGCUCGCCCGGGGAUCCGGAGGCGGUAGAGAUGACGUGGGAGGGGGUGGAAGGGGAGGAGCUGUUGGAGCCCAUGGUGGAGAAGAAGGACUUUUUGAGGGCUAUCAAGUCGAGUAGGCCGACAGUGUCGCAGGUGGACUUGGAGAGGAACGAGGAGUGGACGAAGGAGUUUGGGAGUGAGGGUGCGUAGACCGUGGAGGGAGGGAGGGAGUUGCUGUGCAUAUGGUCAGAUAUGGGACGCGCGUGGAAACCGCAGGCCAGGCGUGCGGCGUUUUACAAGACCUUUUUCAAGUGUUAGCAUCGAGAACGGGCGCAAUGGAAACUGCGGCGAAGUAAUAUUCUGAUUUGGGGUCAUGAUCAAUAAUUAUGCGUCAGUUCCACAUCACAACGGAUUUAGCCAACGAGGGUCAAAAUUCUGAAACUUAUUAAAACUCAUUCUUGUUUUCG
Molecule: messenger RNA, 2287 nt
Organism: Podospora pseudopauciseta
Lineage: Eukaryota; Fungi; Ascomycota; Sordariomycetes; Sordariales; Podosporaceae
Gene: VPS4
Product: Vacuolar protein sorting-associated protein 4
Exons: 2
Coding region: 714-2030 (438 amino acids)
Biological process (GO): endosomal transport; vacuole organization
Molecular function (GO): ATP hydrolysis activity; ATP binding
Source: RefSeq, a predicted model, not a curated record